CGGAGAGCGGAGCCCGGCAGCGAUGGAACGGCUCGGCUGCAGGCUGCAUCGGCUUCGGGAUCUGCGAACUACGCUUCUUGUAGCGGACUAGAGCAGCGUUUUCUGUAGUCUUGUCAACUCUUGACUCUGGAGUGCCCGCCGUCCUCCGCCGCUAGCGGAACCGAGCGGUUCGGGGCUGCCGGAGGGCGAAGCACGAUCCGCACACGGGCUGCGACGCGGUGCGGCGGCAGCGGGAGACCCACGCACACGUGUGGUUCCGCGGGUUUCACCUGGCUUUGCUCACCUCUGUAUGUGUACGCGUGUGGUGUCCCGCUGAGGCGCUGGCAAUCUGCCCUAAUUAAGAAAACGAUCUCCUGUCUGGCUGCAGAAGAGAUGACCUGGAGAAUCAAAUCCUGCAGUGUGCUAACCUGUGCCAUUCUGGGAAAUAAGGGAUAUCUCCUCCCAUGUGGUGCAGCACCUGUGAGGAUACAGCUGCCCUGAGGAUGCAGGGGCUGUAAUCCAGGAUGAAUGAAUGUUACUAUGAUAAGAGCAUGGACUUCUUUUAUAAUAGGACAAACACUCACACAGCAGAUGAGUGGACAGGGCCACCACUGAUUGGUGUUCUGUGUUUUGGGACAUUUUUUUGCCUCUUCAUUUUCAUUUCGAAUUCACUGGUCAUAGCAGCUGUGGUCAAGAACAAGAGGUUUCAUUUUCCAUUUUACUAUCUGUUGGCCAAUUUAGCUGCUGCAGACUUUUUUGCUGGGAUUGCUUAUGUCUUCUUGAUGUUCCACACUGGUCCUGUGUCUAAGACAUUAACUGUUAACCGCUGGUUUCUGCGUCAGGGUCUUCUGGACACGAGCCUGACGGCUUCCCUGGUGAAUCUCCUCGUCAUAGCAGUUGAGCGGCACAUGUCAAUCAUGCGGAUGAAGAUCCACAGUAAUCUCACGAAGAAGAGAGUCACCUUCUUAAUUAUAUCUAUUUGGGCCAUUGCCAUUUUCAUGGGUGCUGUUCCUACCUUGGGUUGGAACUGCCUCUGUGACAUUUCUGCCUGCUCUUCCCUGGCACCUAUUUACAGUAGAAGUUACUUGGUGUUCUGGAGUGUCCUAAACCUUGUUGUUUUCUUCAUUAUGGUGGUGGUGUACAUAAGAAUCUACAUGUAUGUCCAGCGGAAAACUAAUGUCUUGUCAUCGCACACUAGUGGAUCUAUUAGCCGCAGGAGGACCCCUGUGAAGCUUAUGAAGACCGUCAUGACUCUUUUAGGUGCAUUUGUUGUCUGCUGGACUCCUGGCUUGGUUGUCUUGCUGCUCGAUGGCCUGAACUGCACCAACUGUGGGGUUCAGAAUGUGAAAAGGUGGUUUCUUCUCCUGGCCCUGCUGAACUCUGUUAUGAAUCCAGUAAUUUAUUCCUAUAAAGAUGAUGAGAUGUGGGGUACCAUGAAGAGAAUGCUUUGCUGCUCCUCUGAUGAUAGGAACCAGGAGAGACGCUCAUCACGAAUCCCCUCAACUGUGCUUGGCAGGAGCACGGACACCACAGGGCAGUACAUUGAAGAUGGCAUUAUUCAAGGGACAAUUUGUGGGAAAGGAGAUCUUAGUGAAAACGGCAACUCCUGAGUGAUUCAAGAGACUGACUUGGCUGAGAACCGGAGGGGGAAGGGAGAAGUUUUGUAAGAGCAGAUCGACUGACAAAGCUAGUAAACAAUAUAUCCAUUUUGUUCCAGAGCCUCAACUCCAGUGUUAACAAAAGUUCUUAUAAAUAAUUGCCUGAUGGAAAAACACUUUGUAACGGAAAAAAAAAACUUCAUGCUGCAGUCUUUCUCUCUCGUUUGUUUGUUUGUUUGUUUGUUUUUAUUUUCCUUUUUCAGACACCUGAAAUUAGUUUUUUUUUGUGACUGGAGUAAGCACAUAUGAGAAACUUCUUUGUUCAUGGAAACAAAAUGUAAACAACAUAGUGAGACCCUCCAGUGCAUGGUAUUCAUGCUUUGAGAGUUUUCUUGAGAAGGGCUAUAGGCUGGGCUGGACAGAAUUUGUGGCCUGUUUGCUUUCUGUGUUUACAAAGUUCAUGAAAUAGUUCAUACUUACCUUUUCUUUUACUCCUCUUACUUUCAAGAUAGGUAGUUUGGUUUAUUAAAGCUGUGCCAGAAACCCAGCUGUGAUGGGAAGACCAAAUACCUGUGCAUGUGUAUAUCCAAGUCAGCCAUAAAUCAUCAGGAUGUGACAUUACAGAAAGCACAAGAGCAAUUACUGCUCCCACACAGGCAUGAGUGCUGCAAGGAGACGUGCUGCACGCUUUGCUGCUGUCACGUAGCUAGCUGUGGAGGGUGGACUAGGAGCAAAGAAGCAUGGCUGGGUUCAUUAUGCUCUCUUCUUACUUCCAGAUAAUAUCAGAUGGGUGGCUCACCCCUCUUUGUAACUGCUCUGCCACUGAGGGAAGUGAUACCUGAAGCCCUGUUGUAAGAGGGCAAACUUCUAAGGGGUGUCUAAAUAACAUAGGUUUAUACGUAGGCUCAAUUAAGCUAUUUAAAAUAGAAAUUAAAGAAGAAAAAUCCCAAAGACAACAUAAUCCCUACAAGAUUACAAAGCGAUCCAGACAGGAUCAGACAAUCAAUUCAUGUUUAACCUCUGAUUUACAAGCAGUUCUUACUAGACGUUGCUUGAGGGAUGAAGAGGCCAUGAGAAAAUGAGCAAUGAAGGGCUUUCAGCAUUAUUACUGAUUGAUUGUCUAGCGUGGAUGCAGCCACAGCCCAAAAACCCUGAAGUUUUGACUUAGAGACUAUGCUCUAAUAGUAAUCCAGCAACUUAAAGUUCAAGGGUAAUGUUUUUAAGUUGUAAACUUUUAGUUUAAUAAUUGGAACAUGAAUUUCUCGGUGCUGUAAUAUAACAAGAGCUACCUGUGUUGUCUUAGAGAAAACCUGGUUGUUGUCAAUGAACGACUUCAUUUUGGGAAGUUUUGGCUGCCUGAAAUUGUUGGAGAACAACAUCGAGAGCAUAUUGUAUGAGUCCAAAAGGUGAUGAGUUGUUUGGUUUGGGCAAAUUCUUUUGAUACAACUUGCAUGCAAGUAUCUGGAUUGUGCUGGCCAAAGCAGAACCACCACCUGGCUUAAAGAUUGAGUUGCAGUUUUGUAGAAGGCACUGGGGUAUUUCUCAGCAGACCUUGGCUUACAAACACAGCAAGCCCUUGUUCAGAGAGCUCCUCUGUAACACAAGUUAGCUAGAAGGGGUAUAGCCUAACAUUUCAAGGUAAGUGCUGUAUUUAUGAAUAAUGCUGCAAAGGUUUACAUUUGUUUGUUUUUGCCAUUAUAAUGCAAUGUUCUUGUGCAAUUACUACUUCAUUAGUUUGGUGUUCUGCAAAAUAUGUAAAAUUGUUCUUUCUAGAACCAGUGACGUUGCAAUGGCAUCAUGAACGUGUUUGUCUCUAGAGCUACUUGUAGUGCAUGGUUUGUGCUAGCUAGGCUGAAACUCAGUAUACGAAGCUAAAGGAAAA
This is a messenger RNA of Lagopus leucura (white-tailed ptarmigan), 3459 nucleotides long. It is a transcript of the gene LPAR3, whose product is annotated as lysophosphatidic acid receptor 3. Gene Ontology annotation, biological process: G protein-coupled receptor signaling pathway. The transcript is spliced from 4 exons. NCBI's taxonomy places the organism in Eukaryota, Metazoa, Chordata, Aves, Galliformes, Phasianidae. The record is from RefSeq and is a predicted model, not a curated record. Gene Ontology annotation, molecular function: lysophosphatidic acid receptor activity. Bases 504 to 1589 code for a protein of 361 amino acids. Gene Ontology annotation, cellular component: membrane.